GAACGUCUUUUUGUUUUUCCAUGUUCUCAUUGACAAUCGCACUCUGGUAAACGACUUCCCUGCUGGCUGCUGCGUCGACCAUAUCCUCCGCUGUUUGUCUUUAUGAUGUUCUGUCCCCUGCAACACUCUUCCCCCCUCUUCUUCCUCUUUUUCUUCUUUUCUUCUCGGUAUUCCGGUCUCGCUCCUUUUUGUCUUUCUCUUUUUAUAUUUUUUCUUUCUUUCUUUUAUUUCUUCCUCGCCGUGUCACCUUUAUUCUACCCCUUUGAUCACAUUUUCCGCUCCCACACACACCCACACCCAUCCGUCCACACCCACACCCACACCCAUCCAUCCACACACGCCCAAACACACACACACACACGCACAAACACACACACACACACACGCACAAACACACACACAAACACACACACACACACGCACAAACACACACACACACACGCACACGCACACCCCGUACCCAUACCCAUCCACAUCCAAAACAAACAAACAAACAUACAAACAAACAAACAAACAAUCCUCUGUGUCCUCUUCGUGUUUGUCCUCUCCCUCGCCGUGUCUUCGCCCUUUCCCUUCCUGUGUCCUUGUGUCGCCACCCACCCACACCGACAUCCCUUUAUCUCCUCUUCAUCUCUGCCUCUGUUCUCUUCCCUCUUUUCUCUUUUCUCUUUCCUCGUUCCCUCCUUCUCUUUUUUCUCUUUUUCUCUUUUUCUCUUCUCUUCUUCUCUUUUCAUCCCCACAUUCUCCAUCUCCCCCCCUCUGCCCUCUUUCCCCUGUACCAUUUGCCAUUUGCUGCUCGAUAUCCGCUAAAUGCUCGCUGCGACCCUGUGUCCUCAUACCAAUCAAUCUAUCGAUCUGCCCUAUCAAUCUAUCAACCCCAUCCAAUCCCAUACCACCCAACCCUAACCCGAACAAACCCUCCUCUGGCCCUUCCGCCCCUCCUCUCUUUUUCUGCCCUUUGAUUGGCACCCGCUGCC
Molecule: messenger RNA, 977 nt
Organism: Gamsiella multidivaricata
Lineage: Eukaryota; Fungi; Mortierellomycota; Mortierellomycetes; Mortierellales; Mortierellaceae
Exons: 1
Coding region: 103-810 (235 amino acids)
Source: RefSeq, a predicted model, not a curated record